UGGUCCAUCAACAACAGUCGUCCGGCUCACACAAACCUUUAAUAACCUCAGACCUUAAGCUUUUAGUUCGAAACAAAACACAAAGAUGUUCCGCUUCAUCGCUGUGAUCUUCGCCCUGGUGGCAAUGGCUUUUGCUGCUCCUGGCUACAUCGAGCCCUCUUACGGAGUGGCCCAUGUGGCUCCUGUGGCCCAUGUGGUUCCAGUGGCCCACGUGGUGCCCGUGGUCAAAUCCGUUCCGGUGGUGAAGCAUGUGCCGGUGGUGCAGCACGUUCCAGUGGUGAAGCAUGUCCCAGUGGUUCAGCAUGUUCCUGUGCUGAAGUCCCUCGCAGUUCCCACCUACGGACACCACGUCUACCACGGUUAAGUCAUCACUACCCUAUUAGGAUCGACUCGGAAUUAAUAAAAUACCAACCAAAUCGAA
This is a messenger RNA of Drosophila erecta, 421 nucleotides long. Its product is annotated as cuticle protein 12.5. The coding region runs from base 86 to 364 and encodes 92 amino acids. The record is from RefSeq and is a predicted model, not a curated record. Lineage: Eukaryota; Metazoa; Arthropoda; Insecta; Diptera; Drosophilidae. The transcript has 2 exons.